UUAAAAUGGAGUGCGAGAGUGAUUCAGAUUUCGUAUAAUUGCCAUUACGACAAAUUUAUGUACGUGGCGAAAGAAAUAAUCGGGUUGCAACUGAACUGUGUACGCGUCGAAAGAGCACUAACUGUAACAAGGGCGGCAAAAGAUGAUUCCAGUCCCAGGCCCUGCUCGUUAAAUCUACACAGACAAGUCCAUGAGAAGAACAUGAAACGAUGACCAAAGCAGAAACUUCCACCUCCACAAAACCACAGAAGAAAAUCCCAAAGAAGGCAGCGAAAUGCUCUUCUUUAGCACCGAAUAAACGCAGCAAGGCAGAGAAGCGGCAGGCCCGCUUCAUUGGGCGGCCCAAUGCCGCCGUUUCAGAGCGCAUAAAGCGCGCAUUGGAGCAGCGUCUGUACCUCAUCGAUAAAAAAACCUUGGAAGUGGGCGGUUCUUCAGCCUGCGAGUUGUUUGUGCUGGGCGCCACAGGGAAUGUGUACUGCGUGAGACUCGACCUCCGGCCCUCCUGCACCUGCCCUGACUUCCUCAAAGGCAAUACCUGCAAGCACAUACUCUUCGUCAUGCUGCGCGUCUUCAAGCUGCCGCCUAACGAUCCCCGUAUCUGGCAGAAGGCCCUAAUCCCGUCUGAAUUGGAUGACCUCCUUCACAGUUCCUCUGUCGACGAUGCUGUUCUAGCCAGUCACCUUGUGCGCUCCAGGUUCCACCAGGUCACGGGUUCGACUCCCCGGGCUCCGCAGAGGGACUUGGAGGGGGAUUGCCCUGUUUGCUAUGAGUCGCUUGCCGGGUGCAGUGAGCCUGUUGUGUUCUGUAAUGUUUGCGGGAAUAGUGUGCACAAGGACUGUUUUGUCAAGUGGAGUAAAAGUAAGCGCCCCGGGGCUGUGACUUGUAUUUACUGCAGGGCUCCCUGGCAGGAGACGGGUAAAAGCCAUAAGGGAUAUGUGAAUUUGGCAGCUUAUUCGGAUUAACACAGGCCCCAAGAGUUCACUUUGGAGACACUGCACGGAUGAUGUUUGAGGAAUGAAUUCUCAAUUCUGUGUUUCAGUGCACUUCAUGGGACUACUCUGUUAGUGUUCCAAAUUUUGUAAGUUUCUUCGAUGUAAAUUCCAAGCUUCUGUUAGUUGUUUGUGUUUAUUCUCUACA
Cryptomeria japonica (Japanese cedar) is the source of this 1137-nucleotide messenger RNA. RefSeq lists its product as uncharacterized. The coding region runs from base 210 to 962 and encodes 250 amino acids. Gene Ontology annotation, molecular function: ubiquitin protein ligase activity; zinc ion binding. The record is from RefSeq and is a predicted model, not a curated record. NCBI's taxonomy places the organism in Eukaryota, Viridiplantae, Streptophyta, Pinopsida, Cupressales, Cupressaceae. The transcript is spliced from 2 exons.